CUCCAUUAGAGGCAGGCGGGUGACGUUUUUCUUGUGUCGUCCAAGGCUGAUAUCAGGACGGCAUCCCAUGAGCCAAAGCAUGUCCGCCGCGCGAUCACCUGCGGUGACCGGCCUCACGGAAUCGUCAAGAGGUGGGCCUCCGAAGCAAAAGAUCCGCGGGUCACCGCCUACUUCGGCGGCAGAACUGGCGCAUUUGGGCACGAAAUGCGGGUACCUGCGCAAGGAAGCAGACAACGAGAAGGGGUUAUGGAGCAAGUACUUCUUCGUUGUGAAGCCAUCGACGUUCCUGUACUACUACAAGACCGAAAAGGAUGAGUACCCUCGCGGCGUGAUCGACAUGGAGUACAUGACCGACGUCCGGCUCAACUCGCAAUGCAUCAAGCGCAGCGUGGGGGGGUCCAACUACAGUUUCCGCGUCGCAGCAGACGUGAAAACCACCGAGCAAAAGAAAAUCCGACCGCUGUUCCUGGACAUUGAUACCGACGACCGUGAAGGCGGUGAGGCGGCCGCCGCCGACGCAAGGAAGUGGAUGCAGGCCCUGCAAGGACAUCGGUACAUCCAAGUGGACUCCCAACGAGACGACCUAGCCGUGGAACUGAAGGAGCUCAAAGAGCGGCUAGCUGCCAGCGAGGCCACCGUCGCCCAGCUCACCGACAAGUUGGACCACAUCACUCGUCGUGCCAAGUACACGGUCAAAGAAGCUAUGGCUUCAACCCACAGCUGUCGGACGGCGCAGGAAGCAUCGUUCGUGUCCGACUCGUACGAGAGUAUCGCCGAGUCUUUGGACGCCCUCGCGAGCCUCGAGAAGCUGGGGCAGGUGGUGGGCGAUGUCACGACGCAGGUCCACGCUCGGAACCAGCACAUCGCCAAGCUGCACGCCGAGUUAGCCGAGUUUGGCCGGGAAAAGAACUUGUCUCCGAAUUUCAACGACGACACGAACGACGGGCUGGACGAAUUGAACCCAGAGAUCCUGGAAGCCGUGCUGGACGACUCGCAGGGCGCCAUCAGUUCCAAGCAGAUCCGCGCCAUGAAGCAAAAGAGCAUGCGCGGCUUCGCCGCGCCGACGGCGCCGUCGACGCAAAUGCUCGGCGCGGCCAUGAGUCUCGGGUUUAGCAAGGCCAAAGCGGCGACCACGCGGCUCGUGCAAGCCAAGCUGCAGCGCAAUCCGACAAAUAUAACGCCAACCAGUCGAGGAGGAGGUCGGUGGACGCGAGUCGAGAGCAAGCAAGCACCGGGCACGUUUUACUACGUGAACGAAGCCACGGGCGAGGAAUCGUGGGAGAUGCCGCUGAGCGGCGUGACGGAGGACGGCGGCAGCGACGACGAUGGCGGCGUCGAAUACGGGUAUGGAGGAGGAGCCAGCAACCAGUCGUCGUCGAUGGUCGACGAUGAUGGCGACGAGGGCAACACCACCAACUCAGCGACGAGUGGGGACGGAACCGGCGGCGGCGGCGACUUUGACAAGUACAAGAUCCUGUGGAAGAAAACAAUGAACAAGCAAACGUUCGCUCGGAUGAACACAUACGCGUUUGCCAAGCAGAAGAAGGACGCCGCCGUGAACGGCGACGUGAAAGAGAUCGAUCGGUCGCGGCAUCAGUUUUAAAAACCAUUAAUAUAGUAUCUCACACAGCAGCACAUAUCCGUGUUCCAAUUGAUGUGGUUAGACGUGCAUCACGGGACGACGGAGCUACGUGAAUAUCUAUUCGUCGUCCGACGCGGCCUUGGGGAGAUGGCUGUACGUGGUCUUGUUCUUGGUGGAGAAGACAGUCAUGGGCACGAUCAGCAAGACCAUAACCCCGGUCAGGAUGGCUGUGCGGUUCUUCCAGUUCUUGGGCUGGUUCCACCACCCGCCGGCAGGGGACCACGUGUGCUUGGGGUACGGGUACUUGGUCACGGCGCCCAUGUUGGUUCGACUGACUUUGCGAGUUGUGGCUGGCGCAAGAAAACCUCCAAGAUUCAAUAUCCUGUUGAGCGUAUCAAGUAUGCA
Molecule: messenger RNA, 1987 nt
Organism: Aphanomyces astaci
Lineage: Eukaryota; Oomycota; Saprolegniomycetes; Saprolegniales; Verrucalvaceae
Exons: 4
Coding region: 68-1603 (511 amino acids)
Molecular function (GO): protein binding
Source: RefSeq, a predicted model, not a curated record